This is a messenger RNA of Cynoglossus semilaevis (tongue sole), 1468 nucleotides long. RefSeq names its product rap guanine nucleotide exchange factor 1-like. The record is from RefSeq and is a predicted model, not a curated record. The transcript is spliced from 8 exons. The coding region runs from base 119 to 1468 and encodes 449 amino acids. NCBI's taxonomy places the organism in Eukaryota, Metazoa, Chordata, Actinopteri, Pleuronectiformes, Cynoglossidae.
GUGUUUUUGUUUUUUAUUCGUGUCUUAUCCAAAUGGUGGAAUUAUUAAAAAUAACUAAAGAUAUUCUGUAGCCGUCGUAGGUCAUUCAUGUAAAAACCUCCAUCCAUUGGUUAAUGACAUGACCUCAUCCAUUCCGUUUUUCUCUGUGCAGCCUGGUUGUGUACUGCUGGACCAUCAGCGGGCAGUCAUCAGCUCCCUGCAGUACUUCAAGGCCGUGGUAGACAGACUGGGUGUGGACACACCUGGAGGGAACAAACAGGUCCUGGACCAGACAGUGGUGGGAAAUCUGGUGGGCGGUACCUCCACGGACGUGUUGGAGGCGGUCCAGACUCUGGUCCGUCUAGAGCCUCACCUGAAGACCAGCAAAACUAUCUCCACCUGUCUCACCAGUCUGUACCAGUCUCUGGCUCAGCUGAUUGGCUGGGCAGACCAGGUUCUCCUGCAGGGGUGCAUCUCCCAUGAAGAUGAGAAGGCGACGGCCGGUGUUACCACAGUGAUCAGAGCAGUGUUGGACAAGGUCAAGGAUCUGGUUCGAUUUGCCGGAGAGAGACAGGACGGUUGUGUCCCACUGUCCCCUGUCCUGUCAGAACCUGACGUGGAACAAUGGGGAGAUGUUGAUGACCAGGAGUCCUGGAGCUGCAGUAGUCCUGCAGAGGAACUCACAUCCCCCCCACCAAAACCUCAAAUGCCCUUCUUUCAGCUGCAGUUGGGUCCUGGUCCUGGACCUCCAGCCCUGCCUCCUAAAAAGCGUUCAUCCUCAGGUAAACCCCCCUGCAGGGUUGCCAUCGUUGCACCAAUGAGACGAGAACCUGAAGCUAACACACAGACACAGGAGUGUGACGACGACCCUCUGAAACGACGUUCUUCUUGCACAGACUCAUCUGCUGAAGUCAUACACUGUGACUCAGAGGUGAUUCAGGAGGCAGACCCAGACUACCAGUUCCUCCAUACGGACCUCUCCUGCUUUGACGCUCUCCCCCCGAUUCUUUUGCCGUUGACAAUCCCUCCUGCGCUGCCUGAGAAAAAAAGAUGCAACACAGCGGACACGACCAACUCUCAGACCACAAAUUAUUUCGAGUCUGACCUCACAACCCAAGAACUCAAAGAGUGUACAGAUCCCGAUGACACUGUAACGUCCCCCCUGUCCCCUGUGAAGUCCCCGCCCCCCCUUCCUGAGAAGAAACGACACAUCCACCAGUACCUGAAGAUCUGCUCGUCGUACAGCGCUCAGUCUACGGCCAUGUUCUACCAGACCCCGCAGACCUUCGGUCUCAGUCACAGCCCCAAAGAGCUGCUGGUGGACACCAGUAACCAGCUGAUGCAGACACACCUGGAGACCCAGCCGCUGCCCGACUCAGACUCCAACACCCCUCCUGGUUUAUCCUGUGCUCCAGCUCUACCACCAAAGAAGAAACAGCAGGUAUUAGCGGGCACUAAAUCUGAGCCAUCUCUGUCCGUGCGCUGCUGA